AUGGCUUUCUGGAGAGAUGUUUACUUUGGCGGCAAGCGCGGCGGCAGGCGCUCGAGAGGAGAGGUGAACUGGGGUCCUCAGCAAGUGCAGGUUCGACCUGGGUUCGGGGUGCGGUACGGGGAGCCGACUGGGACUGACGUUCCGCUGCCUGUGGAAAUACCUCCGCGGCCGCCGGGCGUUUUGGCAGCAGGAGCUCCUGUAACUGUGGGGCCUCGUCCAGCAGUUAUGCCUGCUGCACCACCGGUGGCGGAGGAGGCGGCACCGGCGGACAACGUGCCUGCGGAGGCACCCCAAGCACCGGCCGCUCCUGGUCCUGCAUCUGGAAGCAGAUCUUCCUCUUCUGCAGAGCUGCCAGCUUCUGCAGAACCCACGGCCUCGGCGGCGGGGGCUGGUGCGGCGGUUGCACCAGUGGCAGCAGUGGCAGCGGCGGAGCAUGGACAUGUUCCGGCGGGACCUGCUCCGGCGCCAGCUCGCGCCGAUGACGACAGUUGGCGGGCACCGGCCUCGGCGGCGGGGGCUGGUGCGGCGGUUGCACCAGUGGCAGCAGUGGCAGCGGCGGAGCAUGGACAUGUUCCAGCGGGACCUGCUCCGGCGCCAGCUCGCGCCGAUGACGACAGUUGGCGGGCACCGGUGCUGGCCUCUACGGUCGAGAAAGAGGUGCCACUUCUGAACGGGUGGCGCUGGAUUCGGCUAUCCGAUGGGGUUGAGUACUUCGAGCAUCAAUAUGGCCAAGUGAUCAGUUUCAAACGACCUCUUUCUUUUCCAUUCGUAAUCCGCCGUGAUCAGCCGGAAGGACAGGGCGACUUGAGUCCAUGGGAACUAUGGACGAUGUGGUUGCAGCCCGAGCAGAAGUGGUGGUACAACCCUCAGUCCAAGCACUCCGCCCCCUUUGAAACAUUCGCGGACGCUCUAGCUUUGGCUCGCGAGCGUCUUUAUGAACGCCUGCGGACGAAAAGAGUGCACGAGGACGCCAAGGCGAUGGAAGAGUUGGUGCGGCGCCGGAGAGCAAGAGAAAAAGGCUUCUUCUGA
Messenger RNA from Symbiodinium sp. CCMP2592, 1029 nucleotides. Lineage: Eukaryota; Dinophyceae; Suessiales; Symbiodiniaceae. The record is from the annotation of a GenBank genome assembly.